Messenger RNA from Oryza brachyantha (malo sina), 1172 nucleotides. RefSeq names its product chlorophyll a-b binding protein 7, chloroplastic. Gene Ontology annotation, cellular component: membrane. The coding region runs from base 143 to 943 and encodes 266 amino acids. The record is from RefSeq and is a predicted model, not a curated record. Gene Ontology annotation, biological process: response to light stimulus; photosynthesis, light harvesting in photosystem I. NCBI's taxonomy places the organism in Eukaryota, Viridiplantae, Streptophyta, Magnoliopsida, Poales, Poaceae. The transcript has 5 exons.
CGCGCCCGCUAUCUCCUCCUGGAUAAGCCGCCCAUCCAGCUGCGCUUCCCGCGCGUGCAGAUCCCUUAAACCCGUCUCCCUCCUCCUCCUCAGGCUCAGCUCAGCUCGAUCACCACCACACCACACGCGCGCGCGGCCAACCAUGGCGCUCGUCUCCGCCUCCUCCUCCUCCACCGCCGUGGCGGCCCUCCCCGGCGCCGCCCGGGCCUCCUCGUUCCUCGCCGGCGCGGGCAGGAGCGGCGGUGGCAGGCUGCUGCUGAGGCAGGCCGAGCCGUCGUCCGCGCGGUCGGCGUCGUUCGCCGUGCGCGCCGCGGCGCCCGACAGGCCCAUCUGGUUCCCCGGCAGCACCCCGCCGCCGUGGCUCGACGGCAGCCUCCCCGGCGACUUCGGCUUCGAUCCCUUGGGUCUUGGAUCGGACCCGGAGAGCUUGCGGUGGAACGUGCAGGCAGAGCUGGUGCACUGCCGGUGGGCGAUGCUGGGCGCGGCGGGCAUCUUCAUCCCGGAGUUCCUUACCAAGAUCGGCAUCCUCAACACGCCGUCGUGGUACACCGCCGGCGAGCAGCAGUACUUCACCGACACCACCACCCUCUUCAUCAUCGAGCUUAUCCUCAUCGGCUGGGCCGAGGGCCGCCGGUGGGCUGACAUCAUCAAGCCCGGCUGCGUCAACACCGAUCCCAUCUUCCCCAACAACAAGCUCACCGGCACCGACGUCGGGUACCCUGGUGGCCUGUGGUUCGACCCGCUUGGCUGGGGUACCGGCUCGCCGGAGAAGAUCAAGGAGCUCCGCACCAAGGAGAUCAAGAACGGCCGCCUCGCCAUGCUCGCCGUCAUGGGAGCUUGGUUCCAGGCCGAGUACACCGGCACCGGCCCCAUCGACAACCUCUUCGCCCACCUCGCCGAUCCUGGCCACGCCACCAUCUUCCAGGCCUUCACCCCAAAAUGAGGAGUCCAGGUGUUGAGAGUGUUAGCAAUGGCUGACAUGGGGAUGGAGAAAGAUUGUUCGUCGAUGCGACUUGAACUUUUUUUUUGUGGGGGGAUUGGAGUAGGCUGUGAAUGGUGUAACUGUGGAUGGAGCAAUGUAUGCUGUUGAUUCUGUACUUGUACUAUGCUGUAACCGAUGUAAAAAAAAAAGUUGAUACUCUUUUAGAAGUGACGUACUCUUCAUCACUGAA